Messenger RNA from Saccostrea echinata, 1536 nucleotides. RefSeq lists its product as uncharacterized. The record is from RefSeq and is a predicted model, not a curated record. NCBI's taxonomy places the organism in Eukaryota, Metazoa, Mollusca, Bivalvia, Ostreida, Ostreidae. The transcript has 2 exons. Bases 1 to 912 code for a protein of 303 amino acids.
AUGCCAAAAAGGAAGCGUGACCUAACGCCCUUGCCAAGCAGGCCUACCAAGCGGAAUGAUGGCGCUCCUCCGGCUCAAGGCCAACCAGAAGCUAGCGAGACCACAGGCCACUUGCCACUGUCAUUAUCUAACGAACAGUUGCAACAGGUGUCGCAAGCAGUGGCAGAUAUUCUGAGCAGCAAUUACCUUGCUUUAACACCAAGUUAUGAUAACGAUUUAGGCCACAGAGUGCCAAAUAGAUUAAAACUUAAAAUUGUAAAUGGCGACUACAUCAAUUUGGGCCUGUUGCUCGAAAAUUCACAUGGGGUUGACCCAAAGGACGAGACAAAAUACUUUUCUAUGAAAGAGGGUAACCUCACCUUGGCCCCAAAAACUAAAGCAAAGGUAAUUAACGGCAUUCAAGUGUGGACAGAUGGUUUUCUCAUUUAUGCAUCCAUAUAUGCCUCAGCCCACGCCGAGAGCAGGGUUCAAUUAUUUAAAUAUAUUCAUACUAUUAGGUUGGGGGCAAGUAGGGUAAAGACACUCGGGUGGCGUGACUAUGAUAUUCAGUUUAGGCUGAAGAAGAAGGCUAACCCAUCCCUCUCAUUUGCUAUUGUUAAACAGGAGCUAUGGCUCUUGUACAUGUACAGUGCUCCCAGCACCCAGAUUUCCUCGCCUCAGGCCUCCAUUCUUAAGUGUUAUGAAUUUAAUUACAAGGGUCUAUGUCAUAAACUCGCAUGUCAAUACAAACACGAAUGCAUGAUAUGUUCACAAAACCAUCCCUAUAUUAAACACAAGACAUCCUCAGGCUCUAGUUUAAAUUUUAGGUCUGGUGGUCUGCAAGCAACAUGGCGGCCUCAGCUACCCAGGAGACCCAUAGCACCAAGCUCAGCUAUUAGAGUUCCUUAUACCCAGUCAGCUAGACCUCAGUAAUAUUGCAGCAAGCCCUAUUAAUGUGCCCAAAUUAAGUGAAUUAUUGGUAAAUUACCCACUUGGCUUGGUGACCUUAGAACUCUUGCAGGGAUUUACAUAUGGUUUUAGGUUGUGUUGUGAAGGGCCUCGAGUGGCCACCGAUUGUAAUAAUCUUAAAUCCAUGUCUGGUUUACAGUUUGAAGCCAUUCAAUUAGUUAUUAAUGAGAUCAUGUCAGGCAGAGUUGCAGGUCCAUUUGAUCCCCCCCCCCCGCCGAAUCUUAGGUUGUCCCCAGUGGGUAUGGUACAAAAGAAGGGGGGUUCUUACAGAUUGAUUCAUCACUUGUCUUAACCCCCCCCCCCCGGUCCAGCGUCAAUGAUUUUAUUAGUAAGGAGCAUUAGUCGGUUAAGUACUCGUCAUUUGAUGACGCAUUAGACAUGCUUGCAAAAUUGGGUCCAGGUGCACUAAUUGCUCGAUUAGAUAUAAAAAAUGUAUUUAGGCUAUUGCCGGUUCACAAAUCUGAUUAUCAAUCAUUAGGCUUCAAAAUUCAGGGUAUGAUAUUUGUGGAUAAGCGCUUGCCUUUUGGGUGUUCUCUGAGCUGUUCCAAGUUUGAAAAAUUUUCUACCUUUAUAGAAUGGGUACUUAAG